AUGCUGUUGACUCUUGCGUUAUUAGGAGUGUUCCUAUUACUGCUGUAUUUUUUAGUUAAGUAUUUGUAUGAAGAUGAAGAAUUUGAUAAGAUUCCAGGACCAAAAGGAACAUUUUUAAUCGAAAACGGCUUGGACUUUUUUCAGGAUUUUGCUCAACUGUUUGUAUACUUUCGCAAUUUAGCAAAUAAAUACAAGGAUUUAUAUAAAUUAAAAUUAUUUAAUUUCAAGUUUGUCCUGAUAUAUAACCCUGAGGAUGUUGAGGUGAUUUUAACAAAUACAAAAUACAAUGACAAAGGUUUCAUGUAUUUCUUCCUGCGGCCUUGGUUGAACGAUGGGCUUCUCGUUAGCAAAGGAUCUAAAUGGCAUCACCGAAGAAAAAUACUGACUCCUGCGUUUCAUUUUAAUAUAUUGCGCCACUUCAGCUCUAUGUUGAUCGAAAACAGCGAAAGGUUGGUGGAAAACCUUCAGUCGGAGACGAAAAAGUCAAAAACGAAGAUUUAUUCCUUUAUAGCGAAUAUGACAUUGAAUUCAAUAUGUGAAACUGCAAUGGGUACAGCUUUAGAUAAAGAAGCGGCGGAUAUCGGAACCAAAUAUAAAGAUGCUAUUCAUACUCUUGGGUCAUACUUAUUUUAUAGAGGACAGCGGUUUUGGCUUUAUCCGACGAUAUUUUUCAAUUUAAGCAUCGUUGGGCGGAAACAAAAAACACUGUUAAAAGAGAUUGGAUCAUUUCGUGAUCAUGUAAUUAAUCAAAGACGAAAAAGUGGCAGUUACAAAAAUUUGUACCAAGAGGUUAUGAAUGAGCAAGAGAAUGAUUACUAUUUAUUAGGUGGAAAGAAACGUUUGGCGAUGUUGGAUCUGUUACUAGAGACAGAGGAACAAGGGAAAAUAGAUGUUGAGGGUAUCAAUGAGGAAGUUGACACGUUUAUGUUUGAGGGACACGAUACAACGGCGACGGCUCUUCAGUUUGCUUUCAUGGAGCUCGCUAACAAUCCAGAAAUACAAGACAAAGUAUUCGAAGAGUGCCAACAAAUUUUCGGCACAUCUGGUCGGAAGCCUACGAUGAACGACCUGGCGGAGAUGAAGUAUAUAGAGUGUUGCAUCAAAGAGACGCUGAGGCUGUAUCCGUCGGUGUACUUCAUUAUUAGAAGUUGCAAGCAAGAAUUACAAUUGAAAAACUACAAAUGCCCGGCUGGAACGGAUUGUUCUAUUCUUAUCUUUGAUUUACAUAGAAGUAAAGAUCAGUUUUCCGAGCCACUCCGGUUUCGGCCGGAGAGGUUUCAGAGAGCACCCACGUGGCAUCCUUUUGCAUACAUACCAUUCAGCGCUGGACCUCGAAACUGUAUAGGUCAAAAGUUUGCUAUGAUGGAAAUGAAGAUGGUUAUAGCUGCUGUAGUUCGUGAAUACCGUUUGCUACCCAUUACUAAGCCGAAGGACGUCGUCUUCACUGCCGACAUCAUCUUAAGACCAAUCGAUCCUAUAUAUGUAAAAUUUGAAAAACGAUAGUAAAAAUAUCUAUA
Molecule: messenger RNA, 1517 nt
Organism: Melitaea cinxia (Glanville fritillary)
Lineage: Eukaryota; Metazoa; Arthropoda; Insecta; Lepidoptera; Nymphalidae
Product: cytochrome P450 4C1-like
Exons: 9
Coding region: 1-1503 (500 amino acids)
Molecular function (GO): oxidoreductase activity, acting on paired donors, with incorporation or reduction of molecular oxygen; iron ion binding; monooxygenase activity
Source: RefSeq, a predicted model, not a curated record